This is a messenger RNA of Myripristis murdjan (pinecone soldierfish), 2357 nucleotides long. RefSeq names its product tumor necrosis factor receptor superfamily member 11B. The transcript is spliced from 6 exons. Bases 35 to 1291 code for a protein of 418 amino acids. Gene Ontology annotation, molecular function: protein binding. The record is from RefSeq and is a predicted model, not a curated record. NCBI's taxonomy places the organism in Eukaryota, Metazoa, Chordata, Actinopteri, Holocentriformes, Holocentridae.
CCCAUCACACCGCAGUUCACUUUGCGCAGUAGAGAUGAGCGCUCGGAUAGCGAAAUCCAACCCGGCCAUGAAACUGAUAGUGCUCUUCACUGCCUCUCUCUCCUGGGCCUUCCAGCAGCAAGCUACACCGCCUAAAUACCAGCACCGUGAUCCCGUGACCUCUGACCUCCUACUGUGUGACCAGUGCCCUCCUGGCAUGGCCGUGAAACAGCACUGUACUGCCAACACACCCACAGAGUGCCAGCCUUGCCCUGAUAAACACUUUGCUGAAAACUGGCACUGGGGUGAUACGUGCCAAUACUGCACUUCGGUGUGUAAGGAGAGACAGUUGGUGAAAAGGCAGUGCAACAGCACCCAUGAUCAGCUGUGUGAGUGUGCAAAAGGCUUCCACCUUGUGGUGGAGUUCUGCAUAAAACACAGCGUCUGCUCCCCUGGGUAUGGAGUCGUAGCUCUGGGUACGCCGGAGAGUGACACAAAGUGUGAGCCUUGCCCCCCUGGUCAUUUCUCAAGUGGCAGCUCCUCCACAGAGCCGUGUCUACCCCACAGGAACUGCACAGAUUCGAGCUUGAAGACACUGAGACAGGGAACUUCCACCAUGAACACCCUCUGUGAGAAUCAGACCAAACACCCCGUCCCAGAGUGCUCUCAGCACCACGCGCGGUGCCACACUGAUGUGACCCUUUGUGAGGAGGCUGUUUUCCAGUCUCUAGCAUCGCUGCGACUGUCCUCAGUGCCCCUGGAGCGGCUGCUGGAGAGUCUUCCAGGGCGAAGGGUGGAUCGCAAAAGUCUGGAGAGGCUGAAGAAGGCCUGCACUCCGCAGCAGCAGGUCCUGCAGCUGCUGCGACUGUGGAGGGAGCAGAACAAAGACCAGGACAAGCUGUACGGAAUCAUACAAGGCGUGAACCACUGUGAGAGGAAGGUGUCCCGCUGUGCUGGCGUAAAGAACCUGACCCUGGACGACCUCCUGAAGGUUACCAACAGCCUGCCGGGGAUCCGAAUUCGUCAGGAGGAUGUGCGGGCUGUGGUGUCGUCCUGCCCGACAAGGCAGUACAUCCUGCAGCUCCUUCACCUCUGGAAGACGGCAAACUUCGACCUGGAUCUAGCCAAAGGUCUGUCUCAUAGCCUGAGGGUCCUGCGCAGCCAGGGGGCGCCACGCACCCUGAUGAAAGCACUGAAGAAGAUCAGCCGCAUUAUAGGAACCACCUCGGUGCACAAGAUGUACGAGAAGAUGUUUGUCAACAUGCUGCAGGAUGAUUCGUGUUUUAAGACUCACAAGCCGUACAAUGAAUAGGGGUGGGGCGAACAAACACAAUCUCAUGCAGUUUGAUGCAGAUCCGCAUGCACACUUGCAUUGUCAAACAGUGAACACACACACGCAGACGCACACACACACACACACACAAACAUACACACACACACAUGCACACCCAUAAACACAGUCACAAACUGAUACACACACAAAGUGAGGAGGAGGAUAAAUGUAUGUGAAAGAUUAAACAGACAAGGGUCAAUUGUCAAUGUUAGAUCACAGUCGAUUCAUUUAACAUAUCAAAUGUUAUCAAGCUAUUACACACUGCAUGCCAGGAAGAGUUUUGUCCAAAUGUAACAAAGGGCGUGAUUGGAAGGUAAAUUCUUGUUAUUUGCCCACGUUAUUCUCUAAAACCUGUUGUCGAGUGUUUAGAAAUAUGUGGUAACAAUGGACACUAAUCCAUUCAUACCCACCUUCAAUCUGUCUGUCUGUGAUAAAAUAUGAUGAAAUAAAAUUUUCAUCAUAUUUAGGCAGGCCUAAACAAGUUCUAUAAAAUGUUUCCUGGGAGCUGUUCGACCACAGUCUGUGAAAAAAGAAAAACUAUUUAAGAUGUACAUAGUACACUAUUUUAUGGGAGAAGGGCGGGCAGACAUUGUGUUGUUAUUAUUGCUUUCUCACUGUUUGAGAGGAAGGAUUUGGUUUCAUAAUGAAAUGUUUUCUGAGGUUUUCCUUUGUUUGUUUGUUGGUUUGAUUGUUUGUUCUGGACUGCUGACACGUAAAGCUCAUCUGAAAGAUUUUUUUUUUAUUGUUUUUUGGAAAAUGUCAGCCUUAUGAAUGUACAAAGGAGUGCAAUUGUUUUCUAUUUAAAAAUUAAUAAUUUUUCUUACUGAGUAUGUAAAGGCUUGUUUUAUUACUUUUAUCAAAGAUACUGGAUUCCAAAUGCUGCAAUUCAUAAAGUGAUAUUUGUUUUAUAUUUUGUUUUAUCACUUUUAUAUUAUUAAGUGUAUGUUCUUUAUUGUAUAUAUAUGCUUGAUUGUUCCUUUUUUAAGCUCUUGUAACUUGUGAACACUAAUGUCAAAAUGAUUAAAAUCAUUUUUUUGUUCUUUUU